Notolabrus celidotus (New Zealand spotty) is the source of this 2399-nucleotide messenger RNA. It is a transcript of the gene mmp28, whose product is annotated as matrix metallopeptidase 28. Gene Ontology annotation, molecular function: zinc ion binding; metalloendopeptidase activity. The transcript has 8 exons. Gene Ontology annotation, cellular component: extracellular matrix. The record is from RefSeq and is a predicted model, not a curated record. Gene Ontology annotation, biological process: extracellular matrix organization; collagen catabolic process; proteolysis. The coding region runs from base 218 to 1606 and encodes 462 amino acids. Lineage: Eukaryota; Metazoa; Chordata; Actinopteri; Labriformes; Labridae.
AGAAGCCUCCAGGAGUUGAUCCCUCUUGUGUCUAGCUGACCCUCAACAAGCCACAGCACAGUGGAAAACCACAGUAUUAUAGUACAAGCUUUGAGGAUUACUUCUUACAAACAGGACCGUGUGUUAUGGCCUAUAAAACAAAGUACACUACAAUAAGGUUUUUCUGGAGAAGUAUGGCUACCUCCAUCAGGAUAACCACAUUCAUGAUGCAGCUGAGAUGCUGUCUGCUGUCAGCGACUUCCAGUGGUUGUCCCGGCUUCCUGUCACAGGUGAGCUCAAUAGCGCCACCUUGCAGCAGAUGGCAGAGCCCCGCUGUGGGGUGUCAGAUGAGGGCAGCCAGCAGAUCUGGGCACAGAGAGUGAACUCCAUCCUACCUGUAAAGGGUGCUACUGUUAGGGGCCGCAGAAGGCGCUCUGCUGUCAAAGCUGAGAAGUGGUACAAACGCCAUCUGACCUACCAGAUAGUGAACUGGCCUCGGCACCUUUCUGUUGCCUCUGUGCGGAUGGCAGUGCGCGCUGCCUUCCAGCUUUGGAGCAAUGUGUCGGGACUGGUGUUCCAGGAAGCCCCUGAAGGUCCCGCAGACAUCCGUCUGGCCUUUUACGACGGAGACCACAACGAUGGAGCCAGCAAUGCCUUUGACGGACCAGGAGGAACUCUGGCCCACGCCUUCCUUCCACGUCGGGGGGAAGCCCACUUUGACAUUGCAGAGAGGUGGACGCUUAAUGGACACAAAGGACACAACCUGUUCAUCGUGACAGCCCAUGAGAUCGGACACACUUUGGGACUGGAGCACUCACCUGUGCGUCACGCCUUGAUGUCGCCGUACUACAGGAAGCUGGGACGCAGCCUGGUGCUGAGCUGGGACGACAUCAUCGCUGUGCAGCAGCUGUACGGUAAGCCAUCAGGUGACCUCCCUAUCAGGCUGCCUGGCCAGGUUCUGCACGCUGCGCUGCAGGAGUGGGAAUCCACAGAGCUUCACAACGUGCAUCAAACAACAGGGCAGCCACUCUACUGUCAGGGUGUCUUCGAUGCCAUCACUAUGGACCAGAACAAGACUGUUCUGGUGUUUCGAGGCAGUGUGUACUGGACAGUAUCAGCUGAUAAUGUUGUGAACGGCCCACUGCCUCUCCGUCAGCGAUGGUCUGACCUCCCUCCGGCCAUAGAAGCUGCAGCCUUCUCCUCGCUGGACUCCAAGUGGUAUUUUUUCAAAGGGAAGAGGAUGUGGCGGUACACAGGCAGCAUGUUGGAUCCCGGCUUCCCCAGGAAGAUCAGUGAGCUGGGUCUACCUCGCCACCCUGACUGUGCCUUCUUCUAUGCUCCUCUGGGUCACAUGGUGGUAUUCAAGGGCUCCCGCUACUCUGUGCUUAAUCUUCAAACCCUGCAUCAGGAGCCCUACUACCCCCGCAGGCUGACUGACUGGACAGGUGUGCCUCAGGGGACAAACGGGGCACUGACCCGCCCAGACGGACGCCUCUACCUGUUCAGAGAACAGAACUUCUGGAGGUUUGACCCCAUCAAGGUGCGGGUCACAAAGGCGGGACAGUGGGCCAGGGAUCUGGGCUGGACUGGUUGCAGCAAUGCUCCUCAGGGCAACAACAUCCUUUGACCAGCAGAGGGAGCCAUAAGCCUUUCAAAUGUGCAAUGUGGGGACGUGAACUGAAAUAUAAAGGUGCUGUAAUGUUUUCAGCCAUUACUGUGAUUACAUGUUACAAAGGGAGCCAAGCUCUAAAAACUCAUGCCAUGAAGGGAUUCAACAAAAAUGCACUGAAUGAGUUUAUGUUGAAAACCUGCAGUAUUUGCUCUGCAGCACAAUGGAUACUAUAUGGAUCCAGUCAAAGGUUCAUUAGUACAGGUAACUUUAAGGAUGAGCAAACUGAUGACUGUCUUCAGGUUGGGACUCUGCUUUCAAAAACACCUUGUCUCGUAGUAUUCACACACUGUAGAGAAACCACAAUUUAUCUGUUAAAUCAUUCCUUCUGCAAUGUCACUGACAUAAUGUAACAUAUUGUAUAAAUAUAUUUUACUUACCUUGGCCUGUAAUUGUCUGUUCCUGUUGAAUUGAGUGCUGUAAUACUCACAGUGCACUUUGUGUCAUGUAUUAAACCUCAUUUCUGAUACGCUUCUUUCAAACAAGGAAGUUCAGGCAUAAAUCCAACUGUUUGAACAACAUGACAGCUGAGCACAUCAUAAGGUACAGACAAGCAGUGCAGGUGGGCGAGCCGUGUAUCACGAUCGCUGAUGAAUUGUAAAGGUUAUCCCAAAGCUGACUGCUGUGUCAAUACAGUGAUGCAUUUAAGGAUACAGUUGUAGGGGAAAUGAUUCAACUGUUUGCAAAAACUGCUUUCAAAGAUUAAAUUAAGUCCAACUUGGAACAGUAGUUUGGACACUGUGCGAUGAAA